This is a messenger RNA of Sturnus vulgaris (Common starling), 3935 nucleotides long. It is a transcript of the gene LRCH2, whose product is annotated as leucine rich repeats and calponin homology domain containing 2. The record is from RefSeq and is a predicted model, not a curated record. Gene Ontology annotation, cellular component: cytoplasm. Lineage: Eukaryota; Metazoa; Chordata; Aves; Passeriformes; Sturnidae. Gene Ontology annotation, molecular function: protein binding.
AUGUGCAGGCCCCGCAGCAGCCCCCGCCCGCCCCGGCUCUCCCGGCCCUCCCUGCCCGACUCCCGUGUCCCCCGCACUAAGCGGCCCUUGCGCCGCCUGCAGCCAGCGCUGCUCCCCUGCCUGCGCUCAGCCCUGCCCUGGUUCCCUGCCCUCCGCACCGUCCCCGGCGAUCUUGUCCAUCAGCACCUCCUCUCGGCCGAUGCUGUGCGGUGCCGGGGCAGAGGCGACCGCAAGGCCGAGCGGUGCCUGAGGGCAGCGGGCAGAGGCGAGGGGCCCCGCGGCAGCGGCGCCGGGGCUGCCGAGACGACGUUCCCCGUGUUCCUGCGGCUCCGAAGCCUCCCAGCAGGGCUGCGCCGUCCCGAAAGACGGCCCCGGCGCCCGCUCCCGUCCCGGCUACGGGACCAUCCCUGCCGGGCUGCCCCCGUUGCCAAAAGGAUCCCGGUCCCUCGGCCCCGGCAGCGCCCCCUAGCGGCCCAGGAGCCCCGCGCACCCAGGUCGCCGCUGGCGCCGCGGAUUGGUUGUCGCUGCCGAGGGGCACGGCGAAGCCCCGCCCCGGCCCGCGGCGCCCCCUGCGGGCCCCGCGGCGCCUGCGCAGCGGCCCCGGCCGUUGUUGUGGAGGGGCCGGUCAAGAUGGCGGCCGGGCAGGGGGGCGGCGGCGGCAACAACGGCACGGGCAUCGGCACCGGGCCGGCGCCCGGCUGCGGAGCGGCGGGGCUCGGCAUCCCCGCGCACCUUACUCUCUCCUUCUCGUCCGGGCCGCACUGGGGCGCGGCAGCUCUGCCGCAGUCGCACACGGUGCGCAGCCUAGAGCGGGCCCUGGAGGAGGCGGGCAGCUCGGGCAUCCUGUGCCUGAGCGGGAGGAAGCUGCGCGACUUCCCCGGCAGCGGCUGCGACCUGAGCGACACCACGCAAGCAGAUCUUUCCAAGAACAGAUUUACUGAAAUUCCUCCUGAUAUCUGGCUGUUUGCACCACUGGAAACCUUAAAUUUGUAUCACAACUGCAUCAAAUCCAUUCCAGAAUCUAUUAAAAACCUACAAAUGCUUACCUACCUUAACAUUAGUCGAAAUCUUUUGUCAACAUUGCCAAAAUACCUGUUUGAUCUUCCACUGAAAGUUCUGGUUGUCAGUAAUAACAAGCUGGUCUCCAUUCCAGAAGAAAUUGGAAAGUUGAGAGAUCUAAUGGAGUUGGAUAUUAGCUGUAAUGAACUUCAAGUUCUUCCCCAGCAAAUAGGAAAAUUGCAGUCACUUAGAGAAUUGAACAUAAGAAGAAAUAAUCUCCAUAUGUUGCCAGAUGAAUUAGGAGACCUUCCCUUGGUAAAGCUGGAUUUUUCUUGUAAUAAAAUUACAGAAAUUCCCAUUUGUUACAGAAAGUUACGUCACUUACAAGUUAUAGUUUUGGAUAACAAUCCAAUGCAGAUACCACCAGCACAGAUAUGUUUAAAGGGCAAAGUACAUAUAUUUAAAUUCCUCAGUAUUCAGGCGUGCCUCAGAAUAGAUAAAAAACCGGAUUCUUUAGAUCUUCCAUCAUUAGGUAAACGAAUCCCCUCCCAGCCACUCACAGACAGCAUGGAGGACUUUUAUCCCAAUAAAAACCAUGGACCAGAUUCUGGCAUUGGAAGUGAUAAUGGAGAUAAAAGGUUGUCCACUACAGAACCAUCUGAUGAUGAUACAAUCAGCCUUCACUCCCAGGUAUCAGAAUCAACAAGGGAGCAGACAUUAAGGAAUGACAAUCACGUAAUGGGAAGUAAACUCGAUCCACAGAAAGACCAGGAGGCAUUUGACUACAUUGAUCCCAGCACAGAGGAGGGAGCUCUUCCUGAGCAGGGAGAUGCACAGAUUGGCCCCCUGCUCUCCCAUGUCAAGGAACGGGGAAAACAUCCUCAGAAAUCCCAGAAAAUAGAACAAAAUGAGGACUGGGGAGAUGAAAAAAGACGUCACAAAGAACUGCUGGCUGAAGAUGAUGAUGAACUCAAAGAAGUGACUGACUUGAGAAAAAUAGCAGCUCAGUUAUUGCAGCAGGAACAAAAACACAGGCUUCUUAAUCAUUCAGUUUCAGUAAACACAAGGAACAGGCCAAAGCAACCAAUGGAAUCUGAAAAAUGUGUCUCAGCAAAUGAAGUGAAUUCCCCAGUGUCCCCAUACAGCUGGCAGCCACUGGAAAACCAGAAGGAUUCAGUGGAUGAGCAGCAUUGGCCAGAAACACAGCCAGUAAUCUGGCAGAAUGAAGAAAGAAGAAGAAGUAAACAAAUUAGAAAAGAGUAUUUCAAGUAUAAGUCUUCCAGAAAGAGUUCAAGUGGAAAUGAAAAUGAUGAGCAAGACAGUGAUAAUACUAAUGUGUCCCCACAGUCUCCUGUGUUGUCUGAGGAUUAUGAAAGGACAGAUAAUAACACUCAUGGUCCAUUUGGUCUCAAACCAAGGUCAGCUUUCAGCCGUGCCUCACGCCAGGACUAUGGUGCAGUGGAUCCUGGGUUUACUAUGAGGAGGAAAAUGGAACAUUUAAGGGAAGAAAGGGAGCAGAUCAGACAGCUUCGCAGUAAUCUUGAAUCCAGGUUGAAGGUAAUUUUGCCAGAUGACAUUGGAGCAGCGUUGAUGGAUGGGGUGGUUCUUUGCCAUUUAGCCAAUCACAUAAGGCCGCGUUCUGUUGCCAGCAUUCAUGUCCCAUCGCCAGCAGUGCCUAAACUCAGCAUGGCAAAGUGCCGAAGAAAUGUUGAAAACUUUCUUGAUGCUUGUAAAAAAUUGGGCGUUCCACAGGAGAGACUUUGCUUGCCUCAUCACAUUCUGGAGGAAAGGGGUCUGGUGAAGGUUGGCCUCACAGUUCAAGCUCUGCUUGAGUUGCCUGCGUUGAAAGUAUCUCAGCUUUCUUCCAUGUGACACGACUUUCUGGCAGCUAGACAACUUCCCAUUUGCUCUGUUGAUAAGGAUUGCUCUCAGGCACUUGAGCCUCCUACACAGGAACACCUAAGCCAUCAAAAACUAAAAUUUGUCCAGAUGCUGUAGAGAGCCUUACUUUGGAGCAGUGUGUGAAAACCUUUUGAGUUAGUUCACAAUUAAAAGAACAUAACUAUUUUUUUUCUUUUGUAAUUGGAUAUACAAAGAGAAUGUGGUAGCAUCAGAUUCUCUUUCUAGUGAAGUUAAAAGCUGCCAUUUAACAUCUCAGUGUUAGAGUUAAAUGCUGAAUUUCUUUUUUUACAUUGAAAAUGUUGUUUGAAUUACUUUUGAAAGUACAAAGCACACCCCUGUCACUUUCAUUUUUCAAGUCAAUUCUUUGAUUUAAAGAUAAGACAAAAAUGUAGCGAUGGUAUGAUGUGCAACUGAUCACUUGUAAUCUCCUUUCACUCUCUGAAAGCUUGAUAUUUGCGUUCUUUGUUUUUUGCACUCCUGAUUGUAACUUACGCACUUCUAGCAUUGCCAGUAUUGAGUCUGAGUGUCUGGUGAUUACACAGAACAGGAUACAGUGAGAAAAGGACACAGUUUAUUGAGUUUUUACAGUCUUCUAGGUUGGUGCCAAAUAUGUUUUUCAGUUGUACUGUAGAUUGUUUACCUGUGAAGUGCCUGUGUAAUUGAUAACUCUUAAUAGUCUUAAACAUUUUUGAAAUUUCUUUGUUUAAAAUAGAUAAAAUGGAAUUUUUAAAAUAUUUUAAUAAUUUUUUUUUGUAAAAUCAGUAUGUGAAGAUUUAAGUAAUACUUCACAUUUUUGAUGUUGGGUGUUUUAAGUUUGUUGCACAAUUUCAUUGGUUAUUUGUUGUCUAAUAAUUAGAAAAUACUGUAAAUACCUUUUAUUUAUGAUAUUUAAUUUGAUAAUACCUAAUUACUUUUGCUUUAAUGUAUUGUUGGACAAAUAUAAAGUUGUCUAUUUUUCUUUGUUUGGGACAAACAAAUACACAUGAUGAAUAAGACAUGAGGACUAGUGAUUCAUACAGAGUAAUUUAGGACAU